Molecule: messenger RNA, 9853 nt
Organism: Penaeus vannamei (Pacific white shrimp)
Lineage: Eukaryota; Metazoa; Arthropoda; Malacostraca; Decapoda; Penaeidae
Source: RefSeq, a predicted model, not a curated record
CCAGAGAAAGAGAAAGAAAGCGCGAGAAAGAAAGAGAAAGAAAGAGAAAAGAAAGAUUGAAAGAGUAACACCCGCUCCUCCUCCUCUUCCUCAGCCCCAGAACAGCGAGGACUGGCAGCGCAUGGACGUGGAGGCUGGCUUGGACUCGCAGGCACUCGAGGGUCUCGUUCCUGGCACUCAGUACAACGUCAAGUGGUCCGGCGUCUCUGGAGGCACUGCCAAGCUAUCCCUCGACACCCUGGAGGGGUGCCAGGCGGAGAACGUGAGCUACGGCGUGGGCCAGGACUGGACUGAAGGGUGCCAGAAGAAGUGCUCCUGUUCGCAAGGGGGCGAGGCCAAGUGUCUGCCCCGGUGCGUCUUCGUGACCGGGGAAAUUAAGGACCCCUCUUGCACCGAAAUCCCCGACGCUGAGGACCCCGACUGCUGCGUCACUUACAACUGCAAAAAGACAGGAGAGACCUCCGUGUUGCCUUCCCCGACAAGCCAGAAGGCCGCCGCGGGGUUGCCCAAGCUGCUGGUCACUUCCAAGACCCACAGCUCGGUGACACUUGCUUGGGAUGAUUUCAGGGCCAGGGCAGUGGAGGAGGGCUACGUCGCCGAGUACCGCGAGGUGGAGGGAGGCGAGGCGAGCGAGAAGGAGCCGUGGAUGAAGAAGAUCGUGCCAGUGGGUGCCACUCCCCCCAGCCUCACUUCCGUCACGAUCGAGGACCUCAAGCCGAAUACAUUGUACCAGGUGCGAGUGUCCAUCUAUGAUGAGGUAGAGAACGGGCGCCUGGCUGACACCACCGAGACCCUCACUGUUCGGACUGAAUUUGGCUGCGUCUACGGCAACUCGUCUCAUGCUUUGGGAGAAUUCUUCAUCGGCUGCGAGGAACGGUGCACCUGCCACGCGUCCGGCGAUGUCAAGUGCUUCCAGCGGUGCACUUUGCCCUAUUUCAAAAAAGGGGAGUUCAGCGGAGACGCCCUGUGCCGAGAACAACCAGCUGAACGGGACAGCUGUUGCGUCAUCGUUCGCUGUGCCACCAACACCACCAAUUUUGCUCUCGCCGAUCUACCCUAUGAACCGUGCACGAACAUGGUCUGCGGACCCAAUGCUGAAUGCGGAGCCGACUCAAUGACCUCGGACGACCCGGCAGCAGGAGGCAGCAACCUCUCCUUCGGCUACUGUCGCUGUCUCCCAGGUUACGUCGGGGAUGCUUCGGACCUGGAUAUUGGAUGUGUCCUAGACACGAACCGCAAGGAGGGCAGCUGCACCUUCAAGAACACGACCUACAGGCCAGGCGAUGUUUUCUUUGAUGAGUGUGAAUACCGCUGCUCUUGCAACAACAACACAGAAAUUGAGUGCGAGCCUCGAUGCGAAUUUCCCCACGAGGACGGGUCGGAAACGGAGCCCGGCUGUGAAUACCUCCCUGACCCCAAAGACUCGUGUUGCAAGCUGCGCGUCUGCAAUUCCACCUCCGAAGCGGCCACCGAUGCUGCGCGGGCUCCCUCCCUACCGUCCAAUGGGUGCACCGAAGGCAACAUCACUUACGCUAUGAAUGAGAGGUUCUAUAAUGGCUGUGAGACGCAGUGUACCUGCAUGGGCUUCGGUGAUAUCUCUUGCGUGCCAAGAUGUCCACCACUCAAGGUUGUGUCCGAGACCCCCAAGAAGUGCCAGACUCUGCCGGACCCCCUGGACCCCUGUUGUUCUAUUACGGUGUGCGAUGAGGAGACCCCGGAUGUCAUGAAGGCCAACCUCACAGAUGAAGAACGAAAAAUGUUGAUGGAGAACAUGACCGGCAUUGAAAAGGUGAUGACGAUGAAGGAAAUGAUGAAGAACAUGACAGAAGUAGACAAGGAGAUCAUGAUUAAUAACAUGACAGCUGAAGAGAGGGAAAUGCUGGUCAACAUGACGGAGGCCGAAAGGAAGAUGAUGAACAAGACCAUGUCAGAGACGGAGAAGGAAAUGAUGAUGAAGAACAUUAUGGACUUGGAAAGAGACAUGAUGAAGAAGAACAUGACGGAGGUGGAAAUGGAAAUGAUGAUGAAGAACAAGACUGCCAUGGAGAAGAAUGCCCACAAUCACAUCCACGUGCAUGAGGACGGAACCACUCAUUCGCAUGGCCAUGACCACGAUAUGGACGGUGCUCAUAAUCACACGCAUGAGGACAAUGCAGAACAUGCACACUUCCACACUCAUGAGGAUGGAACAAGUCAUAGCCAUCCACAUGACCACAUGGGAGAGGAACAUAACCACACACAUGGAGAAGGAGUGGAAGCUGUACAUUGGCAUGUACAUGAGGAUGGUACAAACCACAGCCACGCCCAUGGAAAUAUGGAACACAGCCACACAGCCGAUGGAGGAAUCGGAUGGCAUAUUCAUGAGGAUGGUACGAAUCACAGCCAUGCACAUGACAGUUUAGCACACACUCAUGAUGGCGAUUGGCACGUUCACGAAGAUGGUACCAAUCACAGUCACCCACAUGGCAACAUGGAACACACUCACGAGGGAGGAAAUGAUUGGCACAUUCACGAAGAUGGAACAAAUCACACUCAUGCGCAUGGCAGCAUGGAACACACUCAUGAUGGAGAAGACAUAUGGCAUGUUCAUGAAGAUGGCACCAACCACAGUCACCCACUUGGCGAUAAACCACAUAGCCACACCGCUGAUGGAGAAAUCGUAUGGCACAGUAAAGAGGAAAACAACAUGGCACACACCCAUGGAGCAAAUGACUGGCAUGUUCAUGAAGAUGGCACCAACCACAGCCAUUCGCAUGGCAACAUGGACCAUACUCAUGAGGGAGAAGCUGUGUGGCACGUCCAUGAAGAUGGAACAAAUCACAGCCACCCACAAGGUGAUAAGGCACACAGCCACACCGCUGAUGGUGGAAUCAUCUGGCACAAUAAAGAUGGAACAAAUCAUAGUCAUGCACAUGGCAAUAUGCCACACACACAUGGAGAAAAUGACUGGCAUGUUCAUGAAGAUGGAACAAAUCACUCUCAUGCACAUGGCAACAUGGAACACAAUCAUGAAGGAGAAGAUAUAUGGCACGUUCAUGAAGAUGGCACCAACCACAGUCACCCACUUGGCGAUAAACCUCAUAGCCACACCGCUGAUGGAGAAAUCAUUUGGCACGGUGAAGAGGAAAACAACAUGGCACACACCCAUGGAGCAGGUGAUUGGCAUGUCCAUGAGGACGGCACCAAUCACAGUCAUGCCCACGGCAGUAUGCCACACACUCAUGGGGAAAAUGAAUGGCAUGUUCAUGAAGAUGGAACAAAUCACUCUCAUGCACAUGGCAGCAUGGACCACGCUCAUGAAGGAGAAGCUGUGUGGCACGUUCACGAAGAUGGCACUAACCACAGUCACCCCCAUGGCGAUAAACCUCAUAGCCACACCGCUGAUGGAGACAUCAUUUGGCACGGUGAAGACGAUAACAACAUGGCACACACCCAUGGAGCAGGUGAUUGGCAUGUCCAUGAAGACGGUACCAAUCACAGUCAUUCUCAUGGUAGCAUGGGACACACACACGAAGGAGAAGACAUAUGGCACGUCCAUGAAGAUGGUACUAACCACAGUCAUCCUCAUGGUGAUAAGCCACAUAGCCACACCGCUGAUGGAGAAAUCAUAUGGCACGCCGAGGAAGAUGGCAACAUGGCACACGACCAUGGCUGGCACGUUCAUGGGGAUGGCACCAACCACAGCCACGCGCACGGCGACCUUGAGCACGUCCACAAGCAUGAAGGCAUUGAGAUGCAUGCCCACCCCGACCCAAAAAUUCUGGAGAAGAAGAGCAGAGCAAAUGACGAAGGCAACUACGACUUGGAUAUCCUGGAAGUGAUGGCCAUCAAUGCCACAGCCGCAGAGAUCCACCUGGCUGUAUCCGAUGCCAUGCUCGAAGCUUGGACCAGGAAACCUUUCCUAAUCGUCCUGUACAGCCCCGACUCCCUCACUUGGUCCAAGAAGAACAUUACCUCCGAGAACAUCAGGGUACGAAACCCCAACGACAUGUAUGUGACAGUCGGGGAGCUACAGCCAUCCACAGCCUACCAGUUCCGUGUUGCCUUCGACGACUCGGUCAGUUCCACGGCCAAGGUGCAGCUGCUGGACGGCCCCGCUGAUCUGGGGAUGGAUGACCCUUCCAGCAUUCAGCUGUCAGGAGAAGGUUUUCCCUUCACCCCAGUGCCUAAUCCUCAUCCUCUCCUGGAGGAAGAUCUCGCCAGCCAGCAAGAGCAUCAGUUCGAGCAGAAAGACAGCUCUCAUCAGCACCUUGCCUUGAAUUCCCUCAUUCCUCACGACCACCAAGCAGCAAUGGAAGGGGGCCAAGCUGUAGAUCUUCAGCAUACUACCCAGUGGGAGGACCCAUCACUAACGACAGAGCAUGGGAAUUUAAUCACGCUUGAAGGCCCCGUUGGUAAUGAGAACUUUACACUUGAUAUUAAUCCUCAGCUGAAUGAAGCAUCAGACCUCGGGCUACAUUUCCAAAAUGCCUCUGAACCGCCUCUUGUUGGUGAAAGCAAUUCCAACUUUUCAACACCUUUACCUCAAGGAGAACACACAUUAUCUCCAGAAUUUGCAACUAAUGUUACACAAACUGUGCAAAGUGUCACCCAUAGCAGCAGUCACCAGGUUUAUGACAGUGAAGGGAACCCAUAUUUGCCAAGUGAAAACGAGGCAGUAUCCCAUUCGACAAGCGUGCACGUUGAAUCCCACGUGGACAAUCCUGAUGAUGAAAUUCCUCAACCAGGUGCUCUUGAUUCCAACUUCACACAGGUGGAGGGUGAAAGAACGAAUUUCGAAACGAAUGCAGAGGAAGAACACUUUAACCUUACCGAAUUGAAUGCAGAGAACGCCCAUCAGACAAAUGGCACUGAGGCACAUUUACAUCAUGAGACAGAAGGAAGUGCUCAUUUGGACCAGAGACAAGGGGAAAUCUUCAAUAAUUUUACUGCAGAUGAGGAAAGUUUGAAUCCAAUGAAUCCUGAGGAAAAUUUGAAUCUCUUCAACCACGAGGAAGAUGGAAAUCUUGUUCAUCAUGAGGAAGAUUUCCAUCUUUUUAAUGUAAGUGAGAAUUCCCAUACAUUGCUUCCGGGUGGAGCAGCUGUAGACCCAUUUUCCAUUGAGGGAAAUUCUCAUCUCUUUAAUACAAGUGAAAAUGACCAUCUUCCAAGUGAGGAAAAUUCUCACUUCUUUAUCAGUGAGAGCAUUGCUCACCCAGAUUCAUCCAUCACUCAAAUGGAUGGAGAAAAUGCUAACAUAACAAGGACGGAUGAAAGGAAUCUUCAUUUAAUGACUGUUGAUGGAAACGUUUUUUCUCCACACGCCAAUGAGCAAGAUUCUCAUGUACAUAUUAAUGAGGAACACUCUCAUCUGCACUUUGAUGAGGAAAAAUCUCAUUUGGAUGUUACAACCAAUGGCACUAAUCCAUUCAUUAAUGUCCAUAUCAGCAAUGAGGAAGGUUCUGCUCUGGCCCAGCCUAAUGAGGAGAAUGCCUACCUGCCUCAACCAGGUGAGGAGAAUGCCUACCUGCCUCAACCAGGUGAGGAGAAUGCUUACCUGCCUCAACCAGGUGAGGAGAAUGCCUACCUGCCUCAACCAGGUGAGGAGAAUGCCUACCUGCCUCAACCUGGUGAGGAAAAUGCUUACUUACCACAGCCGAAUGAGGAGAAUGCUUACCUGCCUCAACUACAUGAGGACAAUGCUAACAUCUCCCGCACAGAUAAGGAAAGUGCAGAUUUGCCUCAGUCAAAUCAGGAAAACACUUACCUACCAGAGGAAAAUUCUUACCUCCCAAAGACGAGCAAAGACAUUUCUCACGAACCGAUCGAGAGAAAUGAAUUCAAACAGCACUUCGAAAACCACGUCAUCGUAGACCCGCAGAACAUCACCGUCAGCGUUGAGAGUAGCACGAGUAACAGCAGUGACGGGAAGGUCCUCUUGGCCCCAGCACAUCCAGCGGAUCCCGAUUUCCAUUUCGGUGGUGGAGACGGCUUUUUCCUCCCCAACGAACACGACGGUCCAGAUGCCAGCGGAGACGAUCAUGCUUUGGAAAGUACAGCUCAUCUUGGUCCGGACGAGCAGCUCCAUACAUGGGAGAAGAGCCAUUCCACCCACGACCCCGAAAGCAUUUGGGAGAUACCCCCUCCUUCAGGAGAAACCAACACCCACACUGAAGGCGUGGACAUCGACGUCAGCAACAUGUGCGAGUACGAAGGGCAUUACUACAAGCGAGGCGAGACCUUCUACAAGGGCUGCCGACAGUCGUGCAUGUGCUCCGAAAACCUGGAGGUGUACUGCGCGGACAUCGAGUGCCCGGUCUCCUUCGGCCUCGAACUCAUCGACCCCGACUGCUACGAGUGGGACACCGAUCCGGACUACGUGCCGACGCCGCCCAACUGCUGCCAGCCCCUCAAGUGCGUGGCGACGGCCGCCUGCGAGUACAUGGGCCAGACCUUCAACAACUACGACACGAUCCCCCGCGAGAUCACCGGCUGCUCCCAGAUGUGCACCUGCAACCACGGCAAGGUCACCUGCAACGACCUGUGCGCGCCGGUGCCCGAUGCCCCUCCGCCCGAGCUGGAGUGCCCCCCGGAGAAGGCCGUGCUGAUCACCCUGCCCGGGGAGACCUGCUGCAGGUCGUGGCAGUGCGCCGCCCACUCUGUUGCGGAGAACAGCAUUGCGGAACCCGUUGUUCAGGCCCUGGAUGCAAGAACAGCUCAGAUCUCCUUCGACACGCCGCCAGUGUACAAGGGUCUGCCAGGAGAACUUCUUGUCAGGUUCACCAGCGAUCCCGUAGCUAACGCAGACCCAGAGACAUGGAAGCAAGAGAUCCUGGUACCCAUGGGGACGAUCAUCAACCACUCGCAGUGGAACCACGUCAUGACCAGCCUGGAACCCGACACCUCCUAUGCCAUGCAGGUCGUGUUGAAUGUCCAGGGGGCCCAGCCAGUCACGUCUCCGAUGUUUACGUACACGACAAUGGCUGAAGCCACCACGCCCUCGACCACGACUCCUCUACCCCGCCUGGAUGUGAACGCCGAGCUCUACGCCACAGAAGUGUCUAAGACAACCGCCAAGAUAUCAUGGAGACGCUUCAAUGCCUACGAACUGCAGUACAUCGAUGGCGUGCAAGUCAAAUAUGCCGAGAAAGACAAACUGAUCCCUAAUAUUAGCCCGCUGCUCCACCGUGACAGCAACCAGAUGGAACUGCGUGACCUGCAGCCAGGAACCAACUACACAGUCGACCUGGUAUUCUUCACUCGCGAGGACCAGACCACACAGGUCUCCAACACUCAGCCCAUCACCUUCAUGACACUGCCUGAAGAAGAUCCUUACGAAUUCGAGAUCGAGGUUCGCCCCGGCAAGGUUUCAUCCCAGACCGCCGAGCUGUACUACUCGGGCGUGCCAGACCCAGAGGAGAAGUACGUCAACGUCUUCAGGGCAGUGUACGUGCGCGAGGACGAACGAGUGGACGCCCAGACGUUCAAGAUCCCGAAGACGGGCCACGAGAAGAAGAUCUUCCUCAGCGACCUGAAGCCCGACGUCGAGUACAAGGUGUGGCUGGAGGCUUACCUCUCCAACGGACGGAAGAAGAAGAGUAACGUGAUCGCCAUUACCACGAAGGCUGGCGAGCUCCCCAAGCCGGAGAAGAGUGAAGUUGACCCCUCGACGCAGGCCGACGGGCAGAAGGACGGGUACUACGCCGCCCUGGUCGCCGUGGCCAUCAUAGCUGCCAUCGCGUGCGUGGGCUUCCUCGCCUGCUGGUGAUCCUCCUGAGGAAGCAGAGCCACGCCAAGGCCCACAUCAACUCCUCGAGAAGCAACGCCGCGUAUGACAACCCGUCAUACAAGGUAGGGGACAAUACCUACGACAUGGAGAUGAACGGCAUAAAGGGCAGCGGGAACGGAGCCACACACAUGGAUGAACCUUAGGCGUUUGCUCACGACCGGGUGCUAAACCUUGCAUCUUUUAACUCUUUUUUUCUCUCCUCUUUUUGUGUAUGUGUUUUUUUUUUUAGCUACUUUUAUUUCCUUGAUUUUUUUGUUAGAUAUGUCUCUUUUUUAUAUAUGUGGAAAGUUACGGCAUUUCGAAGGCAAGGUCUUUGAAGGAUGCCCAGUAUCCCAGUGAUAGUGUAUAAAUCUUCGAUCACUGUUACACGUGUAAAUAAUUGUUUGGAGGAGAACCUUGUGGCUCUACGAAACCGACUGUGGUUAUAUCACCGGAGAAACAAAAUAAGUAAAUAUAAAAUGGUCUUCCUUAUUUUGUCUGAUUUGGCGAUGGUUUUAGGCAUAAAAUGUAUGUAAUUUACUCAGGUGAUUAAUCAGUUAGAUACAGUAGGUGCCAGUUUAGGUUUUAGUGUAACAUAAAGUGCACCAGCCAUUGCUUUUUUUCCCCCAGAAACAUUUUCUUCUUAUUCUGUCUCUUGUUUGUUUAUGGUAUUGUAAUGAUAAAUAAUUGCUUAAUACUAACUUCUGCUUCUCUCAGUUGGAUUUUUUUCUAUUUAUACUGUAGGUAUUUAUAUUUCCCUCAGAGAUGGAACAUAAUAACACAGAGUACUGGUGCUUUGUGAAUAAUUAGGUUGUGCCUUUUUAACAAAAAAAAAAUACUGUACUUAAUUGUGCCAUUAUUGUACACUAUCACUUAAGAAAAUUGUACAAUGAGACACCUGUUAUCAUGUAUGGAUUUAACUACAAUAUUGUUUUCUCUCGUUUUUCACUAAAAAGGUUACAAUUUUUCUUCAAAAUUCACGAGAGGUGUGCUGUAAGUUCCCAUUUGUUUACGUCGCAAAGUAUUUUUCUCUAAUACUCUAAUACAAACCCAUUAGCUAUUUGUCUUUCCAACCCUCAUGAAUUUUGGCGGAAAAUUGAAGCAAAAAUCUUUGGAGAGAUGUUGGCAAUAUAUUAAAACUUCAUAUUAGGUAACAGACAAGAAGUCCACGAGGAUAAAAUGUGUGAUGCUGGACUCCCCUUUCCAAGUCUCAUGUACUUAGACUUGUAAAGCCUGCCAUAAGUGUCCCCUCUUUAUGCUUGAGUAUUUCGUUCACUGGAGACGUUUCAGUGCAAAAGGAUAUUCUUUUAUUACUGCAGUAUGUAAAGAGAGGCUUUGAAAAAUAUGCAUGAACUAUACAUUAACUUUGCUUAGAUUUUAUUUUGAAAGAUAUCCCAAGGUGGGCUGAAUACUGAAGUUGGCAUAGACGGGGUUUAUAAACGUGACUUAGUGAUGUUUAUGAAUAUAGAUGCACUUGGCAGGUCCUUGCAAGUUUGGUACUAAUUUUCUCCCUGUUAUGAGAAGUCCUACUUUGAUAUAUGUGAUAAGAAUUGUGUAAAAUUGCCUAAUAUAGAGUAAGUUUUUUUAAUGAUGAUGAUCAUAAUAUAAUAAUAGAGUAAUUGCCGUGAACUGUAUUUGUAUUUUUGUACGUUCAUACACAGAUUAUUAAAGUUCCAAUGAAAAUAGAAAAAAAUGUUCAUGUGUAAUACUGAAAAGAAAUAUCAGUAUUACAUUUGAAAACUCCACUCGAGUGCUCUUUUAGGAUGCUGUUAAAGAAACCAAUAUUUUUUUUAUAUAUGAAAAAUGCAUAAUGUAUCAGUACAUCAUAUAAAAGAAUUUAACUUUUAAAUCAUAUGAAAAAAAUAUGAAAAUUCAAGUGUUUUAUGUACAGUUAUAGCAAUAAAUUAUUUUUAUUACCUCGAAUGAUGUACUGCUCCUGUUUUAACUGCAAUUUGUUCUGAUGUAAUUUUCAUUCAUGUAAUUACUGAUAGUUUGUCUGUUAAAAGAUAAAUUCAGGUUGAUAUGUUAACAUGGGUGCAGCCUCUGUGUACAGAUUUAAGUGUAAAAAUCCUGUGCGUGUAUGCACAUUAAAUUACUUUUAAGAUA